AUGGCGAACUACUCCCCGUACGGGACCACUCCCGCCCCGGAGUUCUUUUUCGAAGACAAGUUUCCCAGUCCGUCCCCGACGCCAUCGCCACGGGGACCGAGUUAUUAUUUCGGCGCGACUCCGCAGCGGCCCGCGACACGAGCUCACUUCCGCAACGGGAGCACCAGUGGCGUUAACAACUACGCCAGUCCCCGUGGGCCUUCUUUCUCGCCUCGGUACACGAGCGACGGCCAAUACGCCACUGCUAAUGUGAGUCAAUCGCGGUCAACGCGCAAGCAAAGUUUCUCGGGUCAGCGGCCCGGGCGCGAACGUCGCAACUCUUAUUCCUACUAUCGGUCUCCAGACCCUCAUGGGGAAUCCGACGUGGACGAGUUUAUCGAGUACAACGGCGUCACCUACGUGCUGCUCGCGCGACCGACGUCGAGGCGAUUUCCGGAUUACUACACUGUCAACGCUGGAGGGCAUGGAACUGAUUACCACUACUAUGCACAGGGCGGUCCUUUCUUCGACAAGGAGGCUGGGUAUGCUUCGCCGCGAUAUGAGCCGGAUCGCCGCCCCGCCGUAAGCCAUGCUCGCCGCAACUCUACCUCGGUGCCUCAGCGGCCCCAGACCGCCCGCCCUACUACCGUCCACAAGAAGCCGCCUCCGCCGCCGCCUGUCCGCCAGGCAACUGAGGCCGAUGCGAGACGGCACAGGAUUCCGCCGGGUUAUUCUCUGAAGAACUGGGACCCGACCGAGGAACCCAUCAUGCUCCUUGGCAGUGUCUUCGAUGCCAACUCCUUGGGCAAGUGGAUCUAUGACUGGACUAUCUAUCAUCACGGCCCUGCCACCCCGAUCUCCGAUAUGGCUGGCGAGCUAUGGCUGCUCCUGAUCCAGCUGGCCGGGAAGAUCAAGCGCGCCGAGGAGAUCGUCCCCAAGAUCCGGACCAAGGACAACAAGGAAAUGAUUGAGGAGUUUAUCGAGGCUGGCGGCCGGAUUAUGGACAGACUCCGAAAGCUCCUCAAGGCCUGCGAAGCACCCAUGCUCCGCUCCAGUACCAAGCAGCGGAAGGAUGGUGUCCAGCUGGGCAAGAACGCCGGCGUGGAGUUUGUUGAGACGCUGUUCGGUCGCGAGCGCGAGCUGGAGAAGACCGAAAAGUUUAUGAAUUCCGUCCGUCUCUGGAACUUCCGCUUCGACACCAACUGCGAGGAGAUCCUCAGGAAGCCAACCAUGUAG
Messenger RNA from Canariomyces notabilis, 1215 nucleotides. RefSeq lists its product as uncharacterized. The transcript has a single exon. The coding region runs from base 1 to 1215 and encodes 404 amino acids. The record is from RefSeq and is a predicted model, not a curated record. Lineage: Eukaryota; Fungi; Ascomycota; Sordariomycetes; Sordariales; Chaetomiaceae.